Messenger RNA from Folsomia candida, 5960 nucleotides. RefSeq lists its product as uncharacterized. The coding region runs from base 1 to 5403 and encodes 1800 amino acids. The transcript has 2 exons. The record is from RefSeq and is a predicted model, not a curated record. Lineage: Eukaryota; Metazoa; Arthropoda; Collembola; Entomobryomorpha; Isotomidae.
AUGAAAUCGGGCAUAAAUUUCCGGGUUGUGCCGGGUUUGUGUGUUUUGUUACUGGUGGCGUGUAUCCCGGGGGCGAAAGCGUUCUCACUUUCGGAAAGUUAUAACAGUUUUGUUAAUGGAAAUGGGCACUAUCGUGGGCGUGCUUUGAGUGGAAAUGGGCAAUAUGGUGGUGGUGGUGGGGGUGGGGGUGGUGGUCGUGCUAUAAUUGGAAACCCUGAUUCUGCAGAAUCCGGCAGUUACGAGGAAUCGAAUGAAGUCGAAAUACGGCCAAGUCCGACGCAAAAAAGUACAUAUUUUGUAACCGCGACAAAAUAUGGGGACGAAUUGUUAUCAAAUCCACCCGGAUUGCGGAGUGGGUAUAGAGAAUUCGUCUCACCAGGUCCUCAAGAACUACCCCGGUACGGAAGUCCACUCCCCUCAUUCGCCCCCAUGCCGACGAGUACGCAGGAAACGGUCAGAUCUUCACCUCGAGAUCAAGGCGACACUGACGACGACAUUGGCACCGACGACGACGACGACAGCCAACCCGACUUUUCCCCCGAAGAACUUGACGACACUGCACCUCCUCCUGUCCUGCCUGACCAGGAGGGGACAGUUGAACCCGUCCAAAGUACCGUCAUCCCCCAGGAGCCUGACCUGACGAGUGCCCCUUCUGAAAUCGUGCCCGAAGUUUACAACGGAUUGGAACCAUUCGACGAGGAAGAUAAGCCCAACAUGACGACUCCUCCGGUUCAAUUGGACGAAGAAGAGAAGGCGGAACUCGUCAUGGAACCAAUCCCCACACCGAUGGCGCUUAUCUCCUCGAACGGAGAGGGAAGCAAUCCCCCCUUGGAGGAAGAGUUUGCCGAAGCCUUUAAAAAAUUUGGUCCGAAUGGGCGACGUCGUCGCAUCCGGCCGGGCGGUGGGGGGAAAAGGAGGGUGAGAAUGCGGGUCAAAAAACUUAAUCGGGCUCCUUCCUCUUCUCGGGAAAUUAUUAACCUGGAAAGUCCGACGAUCUAUGAAGAUCCCGUCGUUUUGGAGGAACAACAGCAGCAACCAACACGGAGACCUCGUCGAUACAGAAGCACGACGCCGAACACUCCACAAGAUCAAGAAGACGUCAGCCCAACGAUGCCCGAACCCACGGCUACCACCACCGUGAUUAAGAAUGGGCCUAAACCCAUCAUAAUUUCAGACGUGCACUCCGGAAGCACCGGACUCACGGCGGUGUCCUCUUCACAGAUUCCGCAAUUAGAACGACCCGGUUUAGGGGGAGGAUUUACGGAGCAGAUAAGCACCUAUUUCUUCACUCCGCCACCCCGAAUUUCAACCACGGAGGAGCCCAAACUUCAAAAUAAUAAUAAUUCUGAUGGAGGUUUCGAAGGUUUGAAGAUGACUUCGGCUUCGAUUGAAAACCAGCUUCAUAGUUCGAGCUCGUUCGCCUUGCAGAAUCAUCCCUGGGACACGGCGGCGGACAAGAAGGAUAAGGACGGAAUAAAUGAUAAGCCAGAUAAGCAGGAGAGGAUCCGGAUAAGAGGCGGGCACAAAGACAGCGUCACAAUAGUUACACCCGUGCCGACAAAGAAUGAGCCCGAAAAGAGCGAGAGCGUGGUCCGGAAGAUGGUCCACACUCCGAUGGAGGAUAGAAACUAUAACGUCCAUAGCGGACAGCAGCAACAAGACGGGAUGAUGAUGAUGGACUUUGACGGGGGGAACAGAAAUUUCGCUCAUCAUGACGACGAAGGGCAAAGAAAUUCCUUCGGUUUUACGGGAAUGGUGGGGAAUCCCAGUGGCGAAAAUACUGGGUUUUUCUCCCCCAACUCGGCAGGUUCGGAAGCUUCUGCUGCUGCUGCUCCAUUCAGUAACUUUGAGUCGAACCCACCCUUCCCCCCACGUGGAAGAGGUAGCGGAGGCGGAGGAGAUCGUGACCACCACCCAAGGUCGCACUACGACCGGACCAAAGAUCCAUUCUUCACGUCGAACCCCUUCUUCAAAAGUGGAAACCCAUUCUCCUCACCACCGUCUUCCGCGUCUGGUGAAACCCAUCAAGUCAAAGGGGCCUACGAGCAUCACAGCAUGGAGGGAUCCCCCACCGGCCCGGAAAGUGACGCGAGUCAAAUGCAAUUACCACUUUUCGAUAAGAAUGGUGCCUACAUGUCGUUGAGCACGAUGUCCCCCAUGGCGGCGGAACAGUUCUACGCCCCACCACACGACGACCUGCAAGGCGACUACGGAACCAGUACGCACUACGCACCCGUCGAAUUUAAGAGCAGUCCGGCCGACCCACGCGACAAGAACAAUAAUCUUCGUGGAAGAGAGACUUUCACUCAACGGCAGCGCCCAGGCUUCCCCACGGAACCCGACUACAACUACGACCCUGGGAAAGGUAACCUCCCAAACCCGCAAGCGCAACAUGGCUACCCGCCACCAGAGUUUUCUCCCAACGGGGACGGCGACGUCAACCCGGGCAGCAACCCGAACUAUCCGGACGACCUGAGUGAAAACAUGAUUCACAGCGAGCACGAUGUGCAGAGCGAGUACGGGAGUAAAAAUCCGACCGCCCUUUCCCUCUCGCAAGCCACUGCGCCGACGGAACAUCAGAAGGAAUUUGCCAACCACAAUUAUCUUGGGACCCAGGACCUCGCCCCGCAGGAAGACGGGCAGAUGUCCAACUACAGCGAGUACAACGAAAUAAUUUCGCAUCACCAUUCCCUCCCCCCGAAUAACGGGCAGGAAGAAAUGGCCGCGCAGAUGUAUGCACUCCCACCAAAUCAAGGCGGUAGUGGGGACGGUACUGGAUUCCAACAACAAGCCUACAACACCGACAACAAUCGCCCCCUUCACCCCCACCACAACCAUCGCCCUCCACCCCCUCACUUUUUCAGGAAUAGUGUCCCCCCCAUGAUGCACCAUCAUCCCCACCACCACCCCAGAUUCUCCCACCAACGUCUCCCCAUGCCCAACACGCCACUCUACUCCGUCGCCCCAAGUCCAUUCGGCGGCGGAGGAGGAGAUGGGAUUGGUCAACCACCUCCCGAUUUCUCUAUGUCGUCAUCCCCCCAUGUCAACAUGCCGAUGCCAGGACUGAACAAUAUUCCCCCACCACCAUCGGAACAGGAGGCGUUAAGCCAGGUCCAGCCGAACCACCAUUUUCCUCCUCACACGCACUCCAUGUCGGACAGGCCGGACUACGAGCCGGCAAAUCCUCCCUUGCCACCCGGGCAUCCGAUGGAGAUAAACUACCCUCCUCCUUCAUUCGGAGGGGAAGUGAUGAGCAAUCAUAUCGAUGAUACUCCGCCAGGUCAAGGAGGUUAUCAUCAACCCCACUUUGACGACCAUCUCAACCCUUCCGGGGGAAAUCAUAAUCAUCAAAACCACAACUACAAUGGUGGUGGUGGUGACAGACCGAAUGGGAACAACGCUCCCGGGUAUGAUAUCCUCUCCGCUUAUUACGAUAAGCCCCCACCCACCGUCGGGUCGCCGGAUUACGAUCGUCCCUCCACCAACAACAAUGAUAACCUCUUAUCCAAAGUCCCAUUCCAAUAUUCCAGCAGUGACGGGGGCGGUUUGGACAAUAACAAUGUCCCAUUUACCGGAAAGCAAAAGGACACCGAGCCCCCCUCUGACACGACGAAGGAGAAAAGUCCCGAGGACAAAAACCUGACCGCGAUGUACAGCGAAACCCCGUACGUCCUCAUGUUCCCACAACUCGUCCCGGAAGCCGCGAUGAUUCCCCCGCCCCCAAAAAUCCUCACCAAAGAAAUCCCCGUUGUCCAAGCGAGCUCCUUGUCCACCAUGCACUUCACCCCGGAAGGGAAACCCGUCCUUCCCCCGGGCAUGAAGGCCGUCGCGGUCCACCCGAGACACCAGAUGUACCAAGUUCUCGCUAAAGCCCACUACGACAAAGCCCUCCAGCAGUACAUGGAAGCCAGGAAAAAACCCCCAUCCGCCAUUUACACCCCGUACGGCAUUCUCGUCCCCAUGGGACCGUCCGCCUCGGCUUCGACGAAUCAUGAAAAGUAUGCCAAGCUAGAAAGUCACCAGGCCCGUCAUGGCAAAACGGAGAAGCAAAACCACGCCAAGGACCCCCACGAGAGAACCCUGCUCCACUUACUGCUCGGGAAGAAGAGCCCCCUCGGACACUUUCACCUCCUCAAGUCCGCCUCCAUCAAGAAUGGGCGACUCAAGCAGCAUUUCGACAUAAAAGCAAACAUCGACCCGGCACUGGACCUGCUCGCGGAAAAGCUGGCGCUAAAACUAUCCGCGGCCAAGUAUCUGCUCACCGCGCCGGCGAAAUUUGGCGUGCACGCGUUUUCCAAGCCGAAACAGCACACCGCAAGCUAUUCGGAACAUAGCCCGCAAGUCGUGGAGUCUCCUUCCCUCGGAGGUGGACAGACUUCUGCUUACGCCAACUCGAUAUCCCUCGGGUCAGAGUUGAAGGACAUUUUAGCCGCUAGUCAGUCCGCCUAUGACCAGCAGCAGAAGCAAGUCAAGGGCGAAGUGGUGGACCCCGAGUUGAAAAAUGAGCUUAAAAACAUGUUAAAGGACCGUUUAAGAGAAAUUCUAGAGGAGACUGAUAACACGAUGGAGAUGGAGAAGGAACACUUGGCCUCACUCGCGAGCAAUCUGGUCCACACGACGAAGGCACAUCCUGCUGCCGGGAACCCGAAGUGGUCCGCCUAUUUCCCCCCGACACCACCCAGCGGGGGUCUGAUUGGCACGAUUAAACGCCUCUUUUUCGGAAAUCCUUCCUCCUCCGGGACUACCACACUACUUUCCGGAAACGAAAGGUCUGACACGAUUCUUGACAACCCUGUCAGAAACGUGGGGGCGCACCCGUUCGGGUCGGGAAGCAGUUUAAAUUUCCUAAAUUCCGUGGGAAGGAUGGGAAUGUCGGAGGCUUCUUCCCUUCGGACGAAAGCGUUACUUGACCCGUUCGGACCGCCGUACGAGACAUCCUCAGGUUCGGAAAAGAAGGUGAAAAAACAGCUCGAGAAAUGGUUGGACAUGGUCUUAAAAUCGUCCCCUUCGACGUCUUCCUCCUCCUCCUCCGACAUGGCGACGAGCGAGUCGAAACAACACCCCGUCUGGGUCUCGUCGCCCCCUCCGAGUCCAACCUCUUGGGGGAAGAAUGACUCCAUCUUUUCCCACUUUAUUAAACCGGACACCCCCGUUAAAAAGUCAUCCUUGGCCAGCUUAUCACUUGCCGCAGCGGCCAACAGUUUAGGUCUGCCGGGGUCAUUUAGUACCGGACAGAAAUCGUCAUCCACCACCAGUAAUUUCUUAGCGUCAAAUUGGACCCCCAUGGUUUCCUCCGCAUUUAGGUCAGUCUUUAACUAUUCUCCACUCAAAUCAAAUAACCCCCAGCAGCAGCAGCAGAAAACAACGACGACAAGUUUUAUGAAAACGACGUCCACCACGUGAACAAAAUCGACAAAUAUUUGUGAAUGUCUGCUCAAAAAAAUUACGAUAUUGAUGGUAGAAAUUGUUAGUUAUUGUUAUUGUUAUUACUAUUAAGCCAUAAUAUACAUACCAUUAGAUAACGUUACGUACGUAGAUAACCCACACUUUUCCGCCCAUGCCUGCACAUUUAAGUAAUAAAAAAUUUAAUAUUUUUCUGCAAGUCGAAACUUUCUCAUGUUUUUGUUGGUCGAAUUAAUCUAAUUUUUCAUGCAAAAUAACCUCUAAUAAUUUCAUAGAUAUUAUUUUUGCUUAGUUUACGCAGUUAUUACGUAACUUAUUUUUCAUUUAUGAAUAUGUAAAACGUGUGUGUAUCAUGUGACUGAUUCAAUAAAAUCAACUGCUUGUACUAAAUAACUUCUCACGGUAUUAUAUUUUGUUUAAUAGUUUUUAUUAAAAGUCGCGGUGUAAUCAAGAGGUACAAAGACAACAAUUUUUUUAAUGCUUCAUAAUAAUUAAGUAAGUAGUAGAGUUAUAUUUAAUAACUAUAACUUUUUUGAAAUUUCAAAUAAUCUAACUUU